UUUGCAGGUCAGCAUAUCCUUUUAUAAACAAUAAUACAUAUAAAACCAUCAGGAUGUCGGCAACAGCAACUAAGGCCAUUGGAAUAGUAAAAGACGUAUCACCAUUAUACUAUAGAAUACUUUCAAAGUUUCCCCAAAACUUUACCUUUUGUUUUGCUUACGGAUCUGCGGUGAAACCACAAAUCGGAAAUGAAAAGAAACAUAAUAUGAUAGAUUUGAUCUACUGUGUUGAGAAUUCCUAUAGAUGGCAUGGUGCUAACUUAGAAAUAAAUCCCUCUCAUUAUUCAGCUUUACGAUUUCUUGGAAAAGGAUUUGUUGCAAGAUUUCAGGAGAACUGGGGUGCCAAGGUAUAUUUUAAUACUUUAGUUGACAUUGCGGAAGAAAAUGUUACAAUAAAGUAUGGUGUUGUUUCUCAAAAGGAUUUAGUAACUGAUUUGUUGGAUUGGAACUAUCUAUAUUUGGCUGGUAGACUUCAUAAACCUGUAGAAAUAAUAAAACAAACUAACAGUUCUCAGUUGCAAAGUGCAAUACAGUCCAACUUACGAUCAGCUGUGCACACAGCUCUAUUAAUCUUACCAGAAACAUUUUCUGAAUAUGACUUCUACUUUGCAAUUUCAAACUUAAGCUAUGCUGGGGACUUUAGAAUGACUUUUGGAGAAAAUAAAAAUAAAGUUAGAAACAUAGUGCAGCCACAGUUGUUGAGUUUUAGGGAGUUGUACAGACCUGUAUUGCAACAAUUCCAUGCUUAUGUAGACUUUCCUACUGGAGAUGUGCAGUGUCAUCAAGAUCUACACCCUGAGACCAAACUGCAUCAUCUUAUGCAGCUGCCAAUGGUCCCGCAACAAAGAAUGGUUAAAUUUUGGAACCAUGGUGGACCACAACAGGAUAUGGAAGAUGUUCUUCGAGCUAUUGCUUAUGAUAUAGAUUGUUCAGUGAUCUUAAGACAAAUUCUUAAAGACAUAGUGUGGCAAUCAAGUGUAAGACAAUCUCUGAAGGGCAUACCAACUGCGGGAGUUCUAAAAUCAAUCAAAUAUAGUGCUAAAAAGAUAGCUAAGAUGUUUUAAAUGAUUUAGUUUUUGUGUAUGUACCGUGUAGAAUAAAGGUAAUGAAUAACAA
Messenger RNA from Leptidea sinapis, 1116 nucleotides. RefSeq names its product phosphatidate cytidylyltransferase, mitochondrial. Gene Ontology annotation, cellular component: mitochondrion. Gene Ontology annotation, biological process: CDP-diacylglycerol biosynthetic process; cardiolipin biosynthetic process. Bases 54 to 1064 code for a protein of 336 amino acids. NCBI's taxonomy places the organism in Eukaryota, Metazoa, Arthropoda, Insecta, Lepidoptera, Pieridae. The transcript has a single exon. The record is from RefSeq and is a predicted model, not a curated record. Gene Ontology annotation, molecular function: phosphatidate cytidylyltransferase activity.